This is a messenger RNA of Ilex paraguariensis (yerba mate), 8190 nucleotides long. Lineage: Eukaryota; Viridiplantae; Streptophyta; Magnoliopsida; Aquifoliales; Aquifoliaceae. The record is from the annotation of a GenBank genome assembly.
AUGGCGAUGGAGGUACGGGACAGUUUAGAGAUCACACACACAGGGGAGUACUUGAAUUUCCUGAAGUGUUAUUUUCGGGCGUUCUCCGCGAUUCUGUAUCAUAUAACGAAGCCCCAAUUCGCCGAUAACCCCGAGCACAAGCUCCGGAACAUUGUGGUGGAAAUUCUCAAUCGUCUUCCUCACAGUGAAGUCCUUCGGCCCUUCGUUCAGGAACUCUUGAAGGUUGCAAUGCAUGUACUCACCACCGAUAACGAAGAGAAUGGGUUAAUUUGCAUUAGGAUUAUCUUCGAUUUGCUAAGGAAUUUUAGACCAACCUUAGAAAAUGAAGUUCAGCCCUUUUUGGACUUUGUGUGUAGAAUUUACCAGAACUUUAGGGCCACUGUAACUUAUUUCUUUGAAAGUGGGGCGGUUUCGGCACCAGUUGCGGUUUUGGGUUCUAUGUCAUCGUCGACAUUAAGUUCAUCGGUAGGUGGGGAAGAUGUGAGGCCAAUGGAGUUGUCCGAUCCAAUAUGUCCAAGUGCUGGAUAUGUUGGGCAGCUUAACCCGAGUACCAGGUCGUUCAAGAUUGUUACGGAGAGUCCCUUGGUGGUUAUGUUUCUGUUUCAGUUGUAUGGCCGGCUUGUUCAGACCAACAUUCCUCAUUUGUUGCCAUUGAUGGUCGCCGCAAUUUCUGUUCCGGGUCCUGAAAAGGUUCCGCCCCAUCUCAAGACUCACUUCAUUGAAUUAAAGGGCGCCCAGGUUAAGGGAAAUAAAGGAGACAACAUCUCAGAUUCUUAUGGAUUGAGUACUUUUUCUAACUUUAGGGCCACUGUAACUUAUUUCUUUGAAAGUGGGGCGGUUUCGGCACCAGUUGCGGUUUUGGGUUCUAUGUCAUCGUCGACAUUAAGUUCAUCGGUAGGUGGGGAAGAUGUGAGGCCAAUGGAGUUGUCCGAUCCAAUAUGUCCAAGUGCUGGAUAUGUUGGGCAGCUUAACCCGAGUACCAGGUCGUUCAAGAUUGUUACGGAGAGUCCCUUGGUGGUUAUGUUUCUGUUUCAGUUGUAUGGCCGGCUUGUUCAGAUCAACAUUCCUCAUUUGUUGCCAUUGAUGGUCGCCGCAAUUUCUGUUCCGGGUCCUGAAAAGGUUCCGCCCCAUCUCAAGACUCACUUCAUUGAAUUAAAGGGCGCCCAGGUUAAGACAGUUUCUUUCUUAACUUACCUGUUGAAGAGUUGCGUCGACUAUAUCAGGCCACAUGAAGAGAGCAUAUGUAAAAGCAUCGUGAACCUGCUUGUUACUUGUUCUGACUCUGUCUCCAUUCGAAAGGAAUUGUUGGUAGCCCUUAAACAUGUUCUUGGGACAGAUUUCAAGAGGGGUUUAUUUCCUUUGAUUGACACACUGUUGGAAGAGAGGGUCCUUUUGGGAACUGGCCGGGCUUGCUUUGAGACAUUGAGGCCGUUGGCUUAUAGUUUGCUGGCAGAGGUUGUUCAUCAUGUUAGGGGAGAUCUCUCCUUGUCACAGGUGGAACCUAUUUUUGAAAAAGGUGUCGAUCAGCCUUCGAUGGAUGAAGCACGGAUUUUAUUGGGGCGAAUUUUGGAUGCUUUUGUUGGGAAAUUUAGCACUUUCAAACGUACUAUCCCCCAGCUACUGGAAGAGGGAGAGGAAGGAAAAGAUCAUUCUACACUGAGAUCAAAGCUUGAACUCCCUGUGCAGGGCUUCAACACCCUCCUACCAGAAAAAAAAAGUACAGUGGAGGAAGAAAAGAGGAAAAGCUCCGUGGGGGGGGGGGGGGGAGGCAUCAGUUUGUGGAUAGCUUGCUUGUUCAAUGCAGUUUUAAAUCUUCAGGUUCCUGUGGAGCAUUCUAAGGAAGUCAGUGAUUGCAAGCAUCUGAUAAAAACCUUGGUUAUGGGAAUGAAGACUAUAAUCUGGAGCAUCACUCAUGCACAUUUACCCCGGUCUCAGGUUUCUCCUUCCACGCAUGGUACACCUCCACAAGGGCUUGCUCCAACAGCCAGUUCAUCAAUACCGCAACCAUUCAAAGGGAUGAGAGAAGAUGAGGUAUGGAGAGCUUCUGGUGUAUUAAAGAGUGGUGUGCAUUGCUUAGCCCUGUUCAAAGAGAAGGAUGAGGAAAGGGAAAUGGUCCAUCUUUUUUCCCAGAUUUUGGCUAUUAUGGAGCCUCGAGAUCUCAUGGACAUGUUUUCAUUGUGUAUGCCGGAGCUUUUCGAAUGCAUGAUUUCCAACACUCAGCUAGUCCACAUGUUUUCUACCCUUUUGCAAGCUCCUAAGGUUUUCCGGCCAUUCGCAGAUGUUUUGGUUAAUUUCCUUGUGAGUAGCAAACUUGAUGUCCUGAAGCAUCCGGAUUCACCCGCAGCAAAACUAGUUUUGCAUCUCUUUAGGUUUUUAUUUGGCGCCGUUGCCAAGGCUCCUUCAGAUUGCGAACGUAUUCUGCAGCCUCAAGUGCCUGUUAUCAUGGAAGCUUGCAUGAAAAAUGCUACUGAGGUUGAGAGGCCAAUUGGAUAUUUGCAACUUCUUCGUACAAUGUUUCGUGCACUUGCUGGAGGAAAAUUUGAACUUCUGCUGCGGGAUUUGAUUCCUACACUGCAACCUUGCUUAAAUAUGCUAUUGGCCAUGCUUGAGGGGCCUACUGGUGAAGAUAGGAGGGAACUCUUGCUGGAGCUUUGCUUAACCUUGCCUGCACGCUUAAGCUCAUUGUUACCUCAUCUUCCCCGUCUUAUGAAGCCUCUAGUCAUGUGUCUUAAAGGGGGUGAUGACCUUGUGAGCUUAGGUUUAAGAACCCUAGAGUUUUGGAUAGAUAGCUUGAACCCUGAUUUCCUGGAACCAAGUAUGGCAAAUGUAAUGUCUGAAGUUAUUUUGGCAUUGUGGUCUCAUCUGAGGCCUGCACCCUAUCCUUGGGGUGGGAAAUCAUUGCAACUCCUUGGUAAAUUAGGUGGUCGUAACAGACGCUUUCUGAAAGAGCCUCUUGCACUUGAGUGCAAGGAAAACCCAGAGCAUGGGCUUCGCUUGAUUCUUACAUUUGAGCCUUCCACUUCAUUUCUGGUACCUCUAGAUCGUUGUAUAAAUCUUGCUGUGGCAGCUGUCAUGCAGAAGGACGGGGCUGUUGAUGCUUUCUACCGGAAACAAGCCCUGAAGUUUCUUCGUGUAUGCUUGUCCUCGCAGCUUAAUUUGCCAGGACAUGUUACUGAUGAGGGAUCAACAUCUAUACAGCUGUCAUCUUUUCUAGUUUCCUCUGUUGAUCCAUCUUUGAGAAGGUCUGAAGCAUCUGAUAUAAAGGCUGACUUAGGUGUGAAGACAAAGACCCAACUUAUGGCUGAGAAAACUGUGUUCAAGAUUCUCUUGAUAACCAUCAUUGCUGCAAAUGCCGAACCUGAUUUGCAUGAUUUGAAGGACGAAUAUGUUGUAAAUGUUUGCCGCCAUUUUGCAAUCCUAUUUCACAUAGACAAUUCCUCAGCUAACACAUCGGCUCCAAGUGCUCCGCUAGGUGGUCCUAUGCUUUCAUCGAAUUCCAGUGUCGGCUCAAAGUUAAGAAAUAGUACUUGCUCUAAUCUGAAAGAGUUGGACCCCCUAAUCUUUUUAGAUGCAUUAGUGGAUGUGCUGGCAGAUGAGAAUAGACUGCAUGCUAAAGCUGCUCUGAGUGCACUGAACGUAUUUGCUGAGACACUUCUCUUCCUUGCACGCUCAAGACAUGCUGACGUGCUUAUGUCAAGAGGAGGUCCUGGUACUCCUAUGAUCGUCUCUAGUCCAUCAAUGAGUCCUGUAUAUUCUCCUCCUCCAAGUGUUCGAAUACCGGUUUUUGAGCAACUUUUACCUCGUCUUUUGCAUUGUUGCUAUGGAAGUACUUGGCAAGCUCAAAUGGGAGGAGUUAUGGGGCUUGGUGCUUUGGUUGGAAAGGUCACUGUUGAAACUUUAUGCCUUUUCCAAGUACUAAUUGUUCGUGGGCUGGUAUAUGUUCUUAAAAGGCUCCCCAUAUAUGCUAGUAAAGAGCAGGAAGAGACAAGUCAGGUGCUUACACAGGUUCUCCGUGUUGUGAAUAAUGUUGAUGAAGCAAACAGCGAAGCUCGGAGGCAAAGUUUUCAAGGAGUUGUUGAAUUUCUUGCAUCAGAAUUAUUUAAUGCCAAUGCAUCUAUUAAUGUAAGAAAGAUUGUGCAGUCUUGUUUGGCACUUUUGGCAAGUAGAACUGGCAGUGAGGUAUCUGAGUUGCUUGAACCGUUGUACCAACCUUUGCUUCAGCCUCUUAUAAUGCGUCCACUUCGUUUAAAGACUGUUGAUCAACAGGUUGGAACAGUUACUGCUUUGAAUUUCUGCUUGGCUUUGAGGCCCCCUCUUCUGAAGUUGAAUCAAGAACUAGUGACUUUCCUGCAAGAAGCAUUGCAAAUAGCUGAGGCUGAUGAAACUGUGUGGGUUGUGAAGUAUAUGAACCCAAAAGUUGUUACAUCGUUAAAUAAGCUCCGCACAGCUUGCAUUGAACUACUAUGUACGGCAAUGGCAUGGGCAGAUUUCAAAACUCAAAAUCAUUCUGAAUUGCGUGCUAAAAUUAUUUGCAUGUUUUUCAAAUCCUUGACAAGCAGGACACCAGAAAUUGUAGCUGUUGCUAAGGAGGGCUUAAGACAGGUUUUUGGUGCUUGUUCUAUUGUUUGUAUUGAUUAUUUGUUAUUGGGUAGACUGAAAUGUUUGGUAAACAAUUUCAUUAUUAUUUUUAGUAACAGAUUUUGUNGUUCAAAGUUAAGAAAUAGUACUUGCUCUAAUCUGAAAGAGUUGGACCCCCUAAUCUUUUUAGAUGCAUUAGUGGAUGUGCUGGCAGAUGAGAAUAGACUGCAUGCUAAAGCUGCUCUGAGUGCACUGAACGUAUUUGCUGAGACACUUCUCUUCCUUGCACGCUCAAGACAUGCUGACGUGCUUAUGUCAAGAGGAGGUCCUGGUACUCCUAUGAUCGUCUCUAGUCCAUCAAUGAGUCCUGUAUAUUCUCCUCCUCCAAGUGUUCGAAUACCGGUUUUUGAGCAACUUUUACCUCGUCUUUUGCAUUGUUGCUAUGGAAGUACUUGGCAAGCUCAAAUGGGAGGAGUUAUGGGGCUUGGUGCUUUGGUUGGAAAGGUCACUGUUGAAACUUUAUGCCUUUUCCAAGUACUAAUUGUUCGUGGGCUGGUAUAUGUUCUUAAAAGGCUCCCCAUAUAUGCUAGUAAAGAGCAGGAAGAGACAAGUCAGGUGCUUACACAGGUUCUCCGUGUUGUGAAUAAUGUUGAUGAAGCAAACAGCGAAGCUCGGAGGCAAAGUUUUCAAGGAGUUGUUGAAUUUCUUGCAUCAGAAUUAUUUAAUGCCAAUGCAUCUAUUAAUGUAAGAAAGAUUGUGCAGUCUUGUUUGGCACUUUUGGCAAGUAGAACUGGCAGUGAGGUAUCUGAGUUGCUUGAACCGUUGUACCAACCUUUGCUUCAGCCUCUUAUAAUGCGUCCACUUCGUUUAAAGACUGUUGAUCAACAGGUUGGAACAGUUACUGCUUUGAAUUUCUGCUUGGCUUUGAGGCCCCCUCUUCUGAAGUUGAAUCAAGAACUAGUGACUUUCCUGCAAGAAGCAUUGCAAAUAGCUGAGGCUGAUGAAACUGUGUGGGUUGUGAAGUAUAUGAACCCAAAAGUUGUUACAUCGUUAAAUAAACUCCGCACUGCUUGCAUUGAACUACUAUGUACGGCAAUGGCAUGGGCAGAUUUCAAAACUCAAAAUCAUUCUGAAUUGCGUGCUAAAAUUAUUUCCAUGUUUUUCAAAUCCUUGACAAGCAGGACACCAGAAAUUGUAGCUGUUGCUAAGGAGGGCUUAAGACAGGUUAUUUUACAGCAAAGGAUGCCCAAAGAACUUCUGCAGAGCAGCCUGAGACCAAUAUUGGUUAACUUGGCACAUACCAAAAAUCUUAGCAUGCCUCUUUUGCAAGGUCUGGCCCGUCUGCUUGAACUUCUGUCCAACUGGUUCAAUGUUACAUUGGGUGGUAAAUUGUUAGAGCAUCUUAAGAAAUGGUUGGAACCCGAGAAACUCGCACAAUGUCAGAAGUUGUGGAAGGCUGGUGAAGAACCAAAAAUAGCUGCUGCUAUUAUCGAGCUUUUCCACCUCCUUCCUUCUGCGGCAGGGAAGUUCCUUGAUGAGCUUGUAACCCUGACUAUUGAUUUGGAAGCUGCCCUUCCCCCGGGACAGUUUUAUAGUGAGAUUAAUAGUCCAUAUAGACUUCCACUGACCAAGUUUUUAAAUCGUUAUCCAGCAGCGGCUGUUGAUUAUUUUCUUAGUCGCUUAUGCCAGUCAAAAUAUUUUAGUCGGUUUAUGUAUAUUAUACGGUCAGAUGCUGGCCAACCAUUGAGAGAAGAACUUGCGAAGUCGCCAGAGAAGAUACUUGCAAGUGCCUUUCCUGAAUUUUUACCAAAAACAGACACAUCAAUGGCUCAGGGAGCUUUUACUCCACCUACAGCUUUGAUGGGUGAUGAGGGCAUUGUCACUCCUCAACCUGAAAGUUCUAAUCCGACUUCUGCCAACUCGGGUGAAACCACAGAUGCGUAUUUUCAGGGACUUGCACUGGUCAAGACUUUGGUUAAACUGAUGCCAGGCUGGUUGCAGAGUAAUCGUGUUGUUUUUGAUACAUUAGUACUUCUGUAUAAAUCACCUGCAAGAAUUGUCCGUUUGCAAAAUGAGCAGGAACUGAACCUAGUGCAAGUGAAAGAAAGCAAAUGGCUUGUCAAAUGCUUCCUGAAUUUCUUACGCCAUGAUAAGAGUGAAGUCAAUGUCCUAUUUGAUAUCCUCUCCAUAUUCUUGUUUCGUACACGCAUCGAUUUUACUUUCCUGAAGGAGUUCUAUAUUAUUGAGGUUGGUGAGGGCUAUCCACCCAACAUGAAGAAAACCCUCCUUUUGCAUUUUUUGAAUCUUUUCCAAUUAAAACAGCUAGGUCAUGAUCACUUGGUGGUGGUCAUACAAAUGCUCAUUCUCCCUAUGUUAGCUCAUGCUUUCCAGAAUGGCCAAAGUUGGGAAGUUGUGGACACCACUAUUGUUAAGACCAUUGUUGACAAGCUUCUUGAUCCUCCAGAAGAGGUCUCUGCUGAUUACGAUGAGCCCUUGAGGAUAGAGCUUUUGCAGCUUGCCACUCUACUUCUCAAGUAUCUUCAGAGUGACCUUGUUCAUCACAGGAAGGAACUCAUUAAAUUUGGCUGGAAUCAUCUCAAACGUGAAGACAGUGCUAGUAAACAGUGGGCAUUUGUGAAUGUUUGCCACUUCUUGGAGGCAUAUCAGGCGCCCGAGAAAAUAAUACUCCAGGUGUUUGUGGCGCUUCUUCGAACCUGCCAGCCGGAGAAUAAAAUGUUGGUCAAGCAAGCUCUUGAUAUUUUAAUGCCAGCACUUCCACGAAGAUUGCCACUUGGUGAUUCCCCUAUGCCAAUUUGGAUACGUUACACAAAAAAAAUCCUUGUCGAGGAAGGACACUCAAUUCCGAAUCUAAUCCACAUAUUUCAGCUCAUAGUCCGCCAUUCAGAUCUCUUUUACAGCUGCAGAGCACAAUUUGUGCCUCAGAUGGUGAAUUCACUCAGUCGCCUUGGAUUGCCAUAUAAUACUACUGCAGAAAAUAGGCGUCUCGCAAUUGAACUUGCUGGAUUGGUUGUCAGUUGGGAAAGGCAAAGACAAAAUGAAAUGAAAAUAGUAACCGACAGUGAUAUUCCUCACCAGAGUACCGAUGGAUAUAGCCAUGGGUCAACUGGUGUUGAUCCUAAGCGUUCGGUGGAUGGAUCUUCAUUUUCCGAAGAUCCAAGUAAGCGAGUAAAGGUUGAAGCUGGUCUUCAAUCCCUGUGUGUGAUGUCACCUGGUGGUGCCUCAUCAAUUCCUAACAUAGAAACCCCUGGAUCUUCUGGCCAACCUGAUGAAGAAUUCAAGCCGAAUGCAGCAAUGGAGGAAAUGAUCAUCAAUUUUCUCAUAAGAGUAGCUUUGGUGAUAGAGCCCAAGGAUAAGGAAGCAAGUCUCAUGUACAAACAAGCUUUAGAUCUCCUAUCACAAGCAUUGGAGGUGUGGCCAAAUGCUAAUGUGAAAUUCAAUUAUCUGGAGAAGCUGCUAAGCAGUAUUCAACCAUCUCAGUCAAAAGACCCGUCGACAGCUCUUGCACAGGGCCUGGAUGUCAUGAACAAGGUGCUGGAAAAGCAACCACAUUUGUUUAUCCGAAAUAACAUCAACCAGAUUUCCCAAGUAUGA